UCUCCGGCUUCGCCUCCGCUGGCUCCGCAACCGCGCAGGCACGCACGGCCGUAGAGAUCGUCGCGCUCGCACGCAACCCCGGCCAGCGGCAAACGCAGUGAACCCCCCCCCUCUCCCCCGGCUACGCGCUCCGUUUGCGCGGCGGCGAUGUCGGCGCAGUCCAUCUCCCCCGCGGCCCCGUCCUACUUCCCCGUCCCGUUCCACCUCCAGAAUGUGGUGCAGCUCGCCUGGCCGGCGGCGCCAGCGUACAACGCUGUCUACCCCUUGCCCCAAGUCCAAGUCCCGCAGGUGCAACAACUGUUCCAGAAAGAUGCGCAGAUAAUCACUCCUGAGGCUCUAGCUACUGUGAAGGCUGCUAUCGCAAAUAGUGAGAAAGACAAGAAGAUUGAAGAAAAGAAAAAUGCAGUACCUCGAAAGGCAGCUGGGCAAUCUUGGGAGGAUCCAACAUUGGCUGACUGGCCUGAAAAUGAUUUCCGUUUGUUUUGUGGUGAUCUUGGAAAUGAAGUGAAUGAUGAUGUUCUUACAAAGGCGUUUUCAAAAUAUCCGUCCUUCAACAUGGCAAGGGUUAUUAGGGACAAGUGGACGGGUAAAACUAAAGGCUACGGAUUUGUUAGUUUUGCAAAUGCAUCAGAUCUUGCUGCAGCAUUGAAAGAGAUGAAUGGUAAAUAUGUUGGAAAUAGGCCAAUCAAACUACGCAAGAGCACAUGGAAAACCAGAAUAGACUAUGAAGCAUUACAGAAGCCAAAGACUCCACCACAGAAGAAGUUCAAAGCGCAGAAAAGAGGCGUUCUACACAAGUGAAGCAAAUUCACUCUAUUAGAAUGUGAUCCCAGUAUCAUAUUUUACGUGUGCGCUUUGCUGCUUCUUUACUAACGGACGUUCAAACCUGCGGCGAUCGUCAGUGCAUGUGACACGUUUGGCCUAGUGAUUGCUGUAGUGGAGUAAGGCUCAUUCCAAUUCGUAAUGGAGAUUUUCGGUGUAUGUAAAUAUUCGAAUGACUCAGUGACUGGCACCGGUUAUGAACAUUAUGAAGUUCUCUUAAGACGAACUCGUGGAGUUUAUUUAUAAAUAUUUGCUUCACA
Molecule: messenger RNA, 1082 nt
Organism: Oryza brachyantha (malo sina)
Lineage: Eukaryota; Viridiplantae; Streptophyta; Magnoliopsida; Poales; Poaceae
Product: RNA-binding protein 42-like
Exons: 6
Coding region: 148-801 (217 amino acids)
Molecular function (GO): mRNA binding
Source: RefSeq, a predicted model, not a curated record